AUGAGCAUCGUACACGUAUCUUCUCUGAAUAGCCUCUCCACCGUUCUCGAAGGCGCAAAGUCUCAACUCGUAGUAAUUGACUUUCAUGCUACUUGGUGUGGUCCUUGCCACCAAAUUGCGCCUCGCUAUGAGCAUUUGGCCAAGAUAAACCCUCAAGUCCACUUCUUGAAGUGCGACGUCGAUGCGGCUCAAGAUGUCGCCAGGCACUAUAAGAUCUCGGCUAUGCCUACUUUCAUUUUUCUCAAAAACGGUAAACAAGUAGAUAUGGUUAGAGGCGCUGACCCAAGGAGCCUCGAACACGCAAUCAAGAAACACAAAAGCUUUACUUCGGACGAUACUGCCUUCCUCGUUGCCCAAACUAAGAACGCCCAAUCACUAGCCUCUAAUUUACCGCCUGAUUCCGAAGUAGAACUCGCCGAGCGCGAAAGGGCAGAGAAACAUAUUAAUAGUCAUUCUUCAAGGUUAGGGAAAGAUGUGGAAAUUGUUAGGAAAGAGGUGGCGGACGGCUGGAAGGCGAUGGGUAAUAAUUUCUUGAAAGACUCGCGCGCCGGAGAUGCUAUUUUGUGCUACAGUGAAGCUUUGAGACUGGAUCCCACCAACUUAGUCUACAGGAAUAAUCGAGCUCAAGCGGCGUUGCAAGAUAAAUGCUGGGGUAUGGCAUUAGCAGAUGCAGCUGCUGUUGUGAGCAAAGAACCAGAUAAUACCAAAGCGUGGAUCCGUUUGGGUAAGGCUUUGCGAGCACUGGGGAAAAUUGAUGAAUCGAUCGAUGCAUUUACGGCUGCGGCCAUCGCCUCUCCCUCCUCUGCCGCAAUGAGCGAAAUUAGCGAAAGCGAGCGUAUCAAAGCGAGCGGUAGUGGGGAACCUCUUCCAGAAGAAGGAUCGAUAGGAUGGGAUAUCGGACUAAGGAGGACCGAAGCUUUGAGUAUGCAGCUCGAAGAGGAUUAUGCUAAAGGGAAGGGUGUAUUCGCGAAGUCAUGA
Molecule: messenger RNA, 978 nt
Organism: Rhizoctonia solani
Lineage: Eukaryota; Fungi; Basidiomycota; Agaricomycetes; Cantharellales; Ceratobasidiaceae
Product: thioredoxin
Exons: 8
Coding region: 1-978 (325 amino acids)
Molecular function (GO): protein binding
Source: RefSeq, a predicted model, not a curated record